CAUUAUUAUUAUUAUUAUUAUUAUUAUUAUUAUUAUUAUUAUUAUUUCUCACAACCUCUGAGGAUGCCUGGCCUAGAUGUGGGCGAAACGUCAGGAGAGAAUGCUUCUGGGACAGGGCCAGGCAGCCCAGAAUACAUACAACAACCCCAUUAUUAUUAUUAUUAUUAUUAUUAUUAUUAUUAUUAUUAUUUCUCACAACCUCUGAGGAUGCCUGGCCUAGAUGUGGGCGAAACGUCAGGAGAGAAUGCUUCUGGGACAUGGCCAGGCAGCCCAGAAUACAUACAACAACCCCAUUAUUAUUAUUAUUAUUAUUAUUAUUAUUAUUAUUAUUAUUAUUAUUAUAUCUCACAACCUCUGAGGAUGCCUGCCCUAGAUGUGGGCGAAACGUCAGGAGAGAAUGCUUCUGGGACAUGGCCAGGCAGCCCAGAAUACAUACAACAACCCCAUUAUUAUUAUUAUUAUUAUUAUUAUUAUUAUUUCUCACAACCUCUGUCAAUGUUGACAACACAUUGACUCUGAGACUGUGGUCCCAGGGGGGGUCUGCUGUGUGGCUGCUCUUGCACGGAAAUAAAUCCAUGUUAUCAGUGUGGACGGAAGCGGGUGGCUCUCUUUCUUCUCCUUCCUUCCUUCGUUCCUUCCACGUUGUGAAGUCACACAGAGCCCGUCCGGCCCGACUGCCGGGGUUCCGUCCGCAGAGGAGCUCCACCCAGACAUGGCGUCCAGUGCAGGUCGGUGAGCCCAUCUGCCGGGAGGGAUCGAGGGGUGUCUCCCUUUGGGCCAGACUCUCAUAUCGGUCUCUCUCCCUCUCUCUGUUCUCGGUCUGUCGUGUCCACGAAGAAGAGGAGGAAACGGACGGAUACGGGGUGCCGAGGGCGCCGGAUCCCCCUCUUCCGCCCCAACCGGGGAAGACGUCUGCCGCUAUCUGCUGCCUUCAAGCCCUGACGGACCUCGGCCUGAGCCUGGAGCCCGCCUGCCCUUGCGGGGACGACGGACAGGAGGCGGAGGGGGAUCCGGACCCGGACCGGGAGCGCCGGCUGGAGGCGUGGGCGAGCGUGGCGCUGGUGCGUCUCUCCCGGCAGCACUUCCUCCCGGUGAUGCGCGAGCUGCAGCGCCACCUGCGGCCCUUCGUCCAGCCCGAGGAGUUCACCCUGCGCGCCCUGGGCAGCGUGGCCGCCUCCAACGCGCUGCUCUGCAUCCCCUUCAUGGGCAUCACGCUGACCACGCUGCAGACGGUCACUCGCGGGAUGGAGGGCGUCCGGAGGCGCCAGGCCCUCUGCCAAGCCCUGUCCCAGAUGUGCCGCGCCAUCCGUCUGUACCUGCGCAAGUGGGAUCGCGCCCCCGGCCCCCGCGUCCCCGCCCGGCGCUUCUCGGCCCUCCUCCUCCCGCUCUACGACUGCCUGGCCCGGUCAUGGAUGCCCCACGCAGACCCCCCGGUCCGUGUCUCCUCGCUGGAGGCCUUGCGCCCGGUGCUGAGCCUCCUCCUCCCGGGCCCCGAGACCCAGGCCCACGUCCACCAGGACCUCCUCCUCUUCGCCCACCAGUACCGGACCCCCCGACAGGACCCCUGCCUCGUCACUCAGGUGCUGGGCCAGGUGCUGGGGGCCUCCCUGGUCAACCGCAACCCCAUCCCCCCCGCGCUGGUGGAGCCCCUCGUCCGGACCCUCGCCCGGCAGAUCUGUCCCGGCCCCCCCCUGCACCGCCACCGGCAUGUCCGGCAGGGUCCGAGCGAGAAGAACUGCCGAGGGGUCUCCGGCCUCUUCCUGCUCCUGGCCCGCCUGUGCCCCGCGGACCUUCUCCGGUCCUUCCAGAGGGUCCUGGAAGGAGGCCCCACCGCCCUCCGCGUGGCCCUGCUCCGGACACUCGCCCGGAUCGUGGCCGCUCAGUGUCCCGAACUCUGGAGGCAUCGGGCCGCCUUUGUGAGGACGGUGAGGGUCCUCCUAUCCAACAGCGAGGCCAAGGUCCGCCUGGCCAUGCUCCAGGCCAUGGGUCAGCUCCUUCGCGCCGGCUAUUUGGAGACCAUCGAGGGCUGGCCCUUGAACUACGUCUCCCUGCAACUGGCCAUCUCCGCCCACCGGCUGACGCACGGGGCCCUGAGUCUGCCUGUGGGCGCCCUGGAAGAGAAGGCCGUUGAGCGGACCAGCGUGGAGGUCCUCCACGAGGCCGUGUCCUCUGCGGGCGGAGCCGGACGGGAGCUGUGGUCCCGGCUGCUGGGCUGCCUCCUCCGGCCCCAUUACGGCCGCCUGGCCGGACCCCUCUGCCGAGCCAUGGCCCUCCUGGCGGAGCGGCGGUGGCAGUGGGCGCCACGGAGGCUGACCCCGGCCCAGGAAGGAAACUCUCCCACUCCUCAGGAACUGAUGGCUCGUCUCCUGGGCCUGGCGGUCUCCCCCUGGGCGGGCUCCGGCCGAGGGGCCCCCGCCCUGCUCCUCCUCAGCCUCCUCCGGACCGAGAUGGACAGCGAGGCCGCGGCCUGGUGGGUGGACCUCCCGGCCCUGGCCCGGUUCCUGGAAGGUCACAGCCAGUACACCCUGCCGGCCUCGCUUUGGGAGGAGAAGCUCUUGGAGUUCCUGAAGGCGUCCCUGCGGCCCAGAGGAGGGCUGGCCCCUGCGUCCGGCUGGGUCUUGACCCUGGCCAAGGAGUUCGCCAGGCAGCGGUCACUCUGGCCGGACGAGGCCUCUGCUGCAGAACGGGCCUUCCUCUCCAAGGCCUCCGGGGUGGCCCUGGCCGCGGCCGGAGACCCCACGGCGGCCGCGCUGACCCUCCGCGACCUCCUCCUGCAGGCCGACCUCUCUGACCCAGGGCAACGGGAGGGCCUGCGCUGGUGCCUGUCCUUCUGCGCAGAGGGCCACCCGACCGCCGUGCUGGACGCCCUGGGACGCUUCGAGGCCGCCAUCGAGGAGGACGAGGAGGAGCCCCACUGCCCGCUCUUUGGCCAGGGCCUGCCAGAGCCGGAGCGGGCGGGCGUGACGGCGGCCCUGAUGGACUUGUACGGCUCCGUCCCCGCCGGGGCCCCGAGGGAGCGCCUGUGUGGGCCUCUGCUGGAGCGGGUCGUGGCUGGGAUCCUGCGCCAUUACGCCUCGGCGGGGGGGGCGGAGGUGAGGAGGGGGCCGCCCGGGGCGGGGUCCCCGUGGCCCCCCCUCCCUCACCCGCCCCCCUCCCUCCCUCCCUCCCCGCAGAGAGCCAAGGCAGACCCCCCGCUGGGCCUGAGCUUCAUCCGGGGCCUGUCCGGACUCGGCCGGGCCGCCCACCCCCACCCCGCGGGGGUCCCACACAAGCGCCGCCUCAUCGACUGCCUCCUGGUCCUCGUCCAGCCUGAAUCCAAGGGUGGCCGGAUGGUGUCUCCCGUCUGCAAAGAAGCCAUGGCCACCCUCCGGGAUUUGAGUCGCAGCCCAGAAGUCUUGAGCCACGAGGAGACCCUGGACCUGGCCGAGCAGAGCCUGAGCCGCUUUGUGGCGCUCCUGCCUUUGGAAGAGGAGACCCAGCAGCCUCUUUUCCAGGAAACUCUGUCGGCCUUCCUGGACCUGUUGGCGACCCUGAUGGGACAAGCGGAGGCUCCGGCGUGGCUCCCGCAGGUCUUCCAGCUCCUGGGGGGCUCCCUGGCCUCCGAGCGGGAAGAGGAGCGCCUCCUGGCCCUGCAGAUCGGCACCCGCCUGCUGAGGGCCCGGCGGAAGGAGGAGGGGCCCCUGCCGGAGGCUCAGUGGGGCCCCUUUGUCCUCUUUGUGGGGGCCUUGGCCCCACUGACCUUUGACACCCGGGGCCCGGUCCGGCGAGAGGCGGCCGGCUGCGUGGGGAUCCUGCUCAGCCUCCAAGGCCUCGUGGUUCCGCGGAAGCUCAACGGGGAGGAGUGGCGCAUGCGCAGCGUCCGCCGGGAUCUCUUCUGCGGAGACGCCGAGAAGGGAGAGGCCGCCUCACGCCAACUAGCCAAGGUGGUCAGCUGGGCCUUGCCCGCAGAGGAGGUCUUGCCCUUCCUGUGCUCCUUGGUCGGCCAGGUGGGGGCGGUCAGUCCGGACUGCGACCGGGGUGCCCUUCUGUGGUUCGAGGUGGCCGUCCAGCACUGGAGGAUGGAGCCGGGCGAUGAGCUCAGGCAGGUCAGAGACAGCGUCCAGACACUUUGGACGACCACUUCCACCGGCGCCUUCCGUCCAGAUGUCCCACCAGCGCUUUCCCGGCCCCCCUUGCAGGUCCGCUCCCUGGUGGGCGCCCUCUGCUCCCGGAUGGAGAUCUGUGAGGGGCCCGAUCCGCUGCGCUGCUUGACCGGCGGGCUCUGCGUCCUGGUGGAGCGCUUCCCCGGCCCCGCCUGCCUCUCCCUCCUGCAGUGGAAGGGCCUCCCCGGCAGAGCCUUCUUGACAUGCUCAGGGGACCCUUUCCUGGAUGGGCUUCUGUGUCGCUUCCUCCCUCCUCUAAACCAGCCCAGUGGGAUCUUCAGAGACCUCAGCCUGUCCUUCUGUAUUGAGCUCACGGAGCACCUGAUGGAGCACAGGCCGGAAGUGGUGACGCCGCUCCUGCAAGGUUGGCUGCGUGAAGCCAAGGAAGGAGGUCUCACACCACACGCCACGGCCUUUCAAGGAGUGGAGAACGUGGCGGAAGCAACGGCGAUGGCAGAGGUCAAGACCGACCCUGUGGUGCUGGAAUCCCUCCUGGCAGAGCUACCCCACUACCUGUCCUCUCCUUUGGAGGAGGUCCAAUUGGAAGCCUGCAAACUGGCUGGCAUCCUCCUGGAGAACAUGGACACGCUCUGCUCUGAGACCCUGGACCUGGAGCCUCUUUCACAAGUCUUGUAAAUAAAGAUUGAUUGCCGUUGGAUUUCCAACCGAACCCUCGUCUGCUGGAGUGUGUUUGUCCAGUGCUGUUUUUCCACACGGGGAGACAGUCUGGAGAAGGAUGGUGAAUUCUUGGAUUUCACUCUGCUACCCAUCUUCCCCUGACAGGGCUGUCAAGGUAAUGGUUAAAUGUAGUGAAAUGUUUAUUUAUUUAUUUACAGUAUUUAAAUCCUGCCCUUCUUUCUCUCAGGGUGGAUUACAAUGAACACAUAUAUGGCAAACAUUCAAUGCCAACAGACAAACAACAUAUAUAGACAGACACAGAGGCAUUUAACUUUUUUUUUUCCAGCUUCACGAUUCCGGCCUCAGGGGGAGCUGUUAAUAAUAAUAAUAAUAAUUUUAUUUUUGUACCCCGCCACCAUCUCCCCAGAGGGACUCGGGGCGGCUUACAGAUAUAAAACCAACAUACAAUAAUAUCAAAUACAAAAACACACACAUAAAUUUAAAAGGCAUUAAAAAUCACAAUCAUUAUAAAACACUUGAAAAACACAGCAAUAAAAACAUAAAAUGAGCUGGGCAAAGUGCACUGAGUGGAAGGAAGUUGAGGUGCUACAAGGUCAUGGGAAGAGCCUUAGACUGUUGCUUCACUGUCCACUAGUGGCUGUACUUCCUCAUUCCUUUCCUCGUGUUUCGCUGGCAUUUUUUAUGGUGUUGUAAAUUAGUUAAAUUAGCCUCCCGCAUAAAGCGUACCUACAUCUCCCUACUUGACAGAUGCAACUGUCUUUCGGGGCUGCAAAGGUCAACAGCAAGCCGGGGCUAUUAAUGGUCGGAGGCUUAACCCGACCCGGGCUUCGAACUCAUGACCUCUCGGUCAGUAGUGAUUUAUUGCAGCUGGUUACUAGCCAACUGCGCCAGAUUGUUGCAAUGUAAAUGUGGGAAUUUGCUCCGGUAAGCAUUCCAGUGCUGAAGUAGUUAACUGCAUAGAGCAAUGAUUUACUGCUAGAGAGGAAAGGAAUGAGUUUCCGCUUUGUGUCUAUGUAAAAGCAAGCAUGUCACUAAGAAUUGAAUGAUGGAAUUAUUCUUUUCUGACAAGAGCUCUUUCUAGUCACCAUUAAUCUCUGUACGAGCAAUAUGUGUCCGAGCAGCAGCAGCGGCUGUUAUCUAUGUAAAUAGCUGUAAAUAAAGAUUGCUUACUGCCGAGAUUGUAAACAAUCUGUUCGUGCUGACAAGCAGAUGCUGAGUUUGUCGGAUGGAGGGGGAAUAUUGAGAGGGAAGACUGUGAGUGUCUCAAUAUAUCUGCCUCACAUCCAUCAUCCACAUUUCAACAAGGGCCUCACCUCUUGGGUGCUGGGCACGGACUGCGGGGC
Messenger RNA from Anolis carolinensis (green anole), 6124 nucleotides. RefSeq names its product maestro heat-like repeat-containing protein family member 2A. The transcript is spliced from 32 exons. The record is from RefSeq and is a predicted model, not a curated record. Bases 258 to 4778 code for a protein of 1506 amino acids. Gene Ontology annotation, cellular component: cytoplasm. NCBI's taxonomy places the organism in Eukaryota, Metazoa, Chordata, Lepidosauria, Squamata, Anolidae.